AUGUACGCCUCUGCGCUGGCGGCUCGCAGGGCCGGCGUGGCGGCCGAGCUGGAGCGCGACCGCGAGCGGGCGGUGGAGUGCUACUUGGAGGCUGGCCGGAGGCUGGCCGAAGCGCGCGACGCGCGCUUCAAGAGCGCAUGGUCGCGCGGCGAGCAGGACGAGGGUUCCGACCUGCGAGCACUGCAGCUCGAGGCCGAGGCGCGGGCCGAGUACCUCUUGAGGCUCGACGUGUCCACGCGGGCGUGCCCGACAGCAGAGCACCUGUCCGAGUGGCCCGAGGACGGGAUGUCGGCCUGGCAGGGCGCGGCGUGCGCCGGCGCGGCGCUGGGCGCGCUGGCGGGUGGCGUGCCUCUGGCCCUCUGCGCCGCGGCGGGCGCCGCCUGGUCGGCCAGCAGCAACCCGGAAGGCGCCGCCGCCCUGGCCGGACAGGCCACGAGCGAGGCGGUCGGCGCCGCCAGGAUUUUCGACGACCGCCACGACGUCUCUGGCCAGGCCUGGAGAUUCGCGUCGCAGGCGGCAGAAACAGCCAGAAGUGUGGACCAGGAGUACGACGCAUCGGGCUGCGCGCUUCGAGCAGGCAGUGCAGCCCUCGAAGGAGCAAGACGCGCCGACCGCGAGUACGACUUGACCGGCAAGGUGUGGAGUGGCGCUGGCGCCGUCGCGGGCGGCCUGUGGUCGCUCGCUGGCGCGGGCGCGUCCAUGCUCCGGCGUUGA
Messenger RNA from Prorocentrum cordatum, 714 nucleotides. The record is from the annotation of a GenBank genome assembly. Lineage: Eukaryota; Dinophyceae; Prorocentrales; Prorocentraceae.